UGCUCGGCGCCGGGGCGAGUCCGCACUCCCGUCCCCGCGGCUGGCGCAAGACUCCAGAGCAAGCGCCCAAGGGAGCGGGUCGCGGGGCGGAGAGGCGGCGGGAGGGGCUGCAGAGAAGUAGGAGCGAGCGAACGCCGGGGGGUCCCGGCUGUCCUGCGCGCCAAGGCCAGACUCCCUCCAGGACAGCCGCCGCCACAAAGCACCGAGAGCCGGCAAGGGCGCCCAUGACUUCCUAGAGUUGUGUGUCCUCGCCGAGUCGCUGUCCGGGCGUCCCCCGCUUCCCCGCGCCCCGUGCGCCCCCCGCGCCCCGCCGGCAUGGACGUCCACACCCGCUGGAAAGCGCGCAAUCCGCGCCGCCCGGACGCCCCGCUGUCGCCGUUGCUGCUGCUGCCGCUGCUGCUGCUGUGGGCGCCGCCUCCGAGCCGCGCAGCUCAGCCAGCAGACCUCCUGAAGGUUCUAGAUUUUCACAAUUUGCCUGAUGGAAUAACAAAGACGACGGGUUUCUGCGCAACACGGCGAUCUUCCAAAGGCCCAGACGUUGCCUACAGAGUCACCAAGGAUGCCCAGCUCAGCGCACCGACCAGGCAGCUGUACCCUGCGUCUGCCUUUCCCGAGGACUUCUCCAUCCUAGCCACUGUGAAAGCCAAGAAGGGCAGCCAGGCCUUCCUGGUGUCCAUCUACAACGAGCAGGGCAUCCAGCAGAUCGGCCUGGAGAUGGGCCGCUCCCCCGUCUUCCUGUACGAGGACCACACAGGGAAACCUGGCCCGGAGGACUACCCUCUCUUCCGCGGCAUCAACCUGUCAGAUGGCAAGUGGCAUAGAGUUGCUCUCAGCAUCCACAAGAAAAAUGUCACUCUGGUCCUGGACUGCAAAAAGAGGACCACCAAGUUCCUGGACCGCAGUGACCACCCCAUCAUCGACGUCAAUGGCAUCAUUGUCUUCGGCACCAGGAUCCUGGAUGAGGAGGUGUUCGAGGGUGACAUCCAGCAGCUGCUCUUCGUCGCGGACCACCGGGCGGCUUAUGAUUAUUGUGAGCACUACAGCCCUGACUGUGACACUGCAGUCCCUGAUACCCCCCAGUCGCAGGACCCCAAUCCUGAUGAAUACUACCCAGAAGGAGACGGUGAGGGUGACACCUAUUAUUAUGAGUAUCCAUACUAUGAAGACCCUGAUGACCUGGGGAAAGAAACUGCCCCCACCAAGAAGCCCGUGGAAGCUGCUCGAGAAACCACAGAGAUUCCCGAGGAGCUGACCCUGCCGCCCACGGAAGCCCCUACUGUGCCCGAGACCAGAGAGGGGCCUGGGAAGGAGGAUGACCCUGGCAUUGGGGACUACGACUACGUGCCGAGUGAGGAUUACUACACGCCUUCGCCCUAUGAGGACAUCAACUACGGCGAGGGCAUCGAGAACCCUGACCAGCCCACCGACCCCGGGCCAGCGGCCGAAUUUCCCACCAGCACUGAGGCCACCACCAACGCGUCCAGCCCAGCACUGUCCCCAGAGGAAGGGAAGGAUGACUUUGACGGGGAAUUCACUGAAGAAACCAUCAAGAAUCUCGACGAGAACUACUACGACCCAUACUUCGACCCCACCAUCUCCCCAUCAGAGAUUGGGCCUGGGAUGCCAGCGAACCAGGAUACCGUCUAUGAAGGGAUUGGAGGACCCCGGGGCGAGAAGGGCCAAAAGGGAGAACCUGCAAUCAUCGAGCCAGGCAUGCUCCUGGAAGGGCCGCCCGGCCCCGAAGGCCCCGCUGGUCUUCCAGGACCUCCAGGAACUACGGGUCCCACUGGCCAAGUGGGUGACCCUGGAGAGAGGGGUCCCCCUGGACGCCCAGGCCUCCCUGGGGCCGAUGGCCUGCCUGGACCUCCUGGGACCAUGCUCAUGCUGCCGUUCCGGUUCGGAGGGGGUGGCGACGCGGGCUCCAAAGGCCCCAUGGUCUCAGCCCAGGAGUCCCAGGCUCAAGCCAUUCUGCAACAGGCCCGGUUGGCUCUGAGGGGACCGGCUGGCCCAAUGGGUCUCACCGGCAGACCAGGCCCCAUGGGUCCGCCUGGGAGUGGAGGCCUGAAGGGCGAGCCUGGAGACAUGGGGCCACAGGGUCCCCGAGGGGUGCAGGGCCCGCCUGGCCCCACAGGAAAGCCUGGAAGAAGGGGGCGGGCUGGGAGUGAUGGAGCAAGAGGAAUGCCUGGACAAACCGGCCCCAAGGGUGACCGUGGCUUUGAUGGCUUGGCCGGCUUGCCGGGUGAGAAGGGCCACCGGGGUGACCCUGGUCCUUCUGGCCCCCCGGGACCUCCGGGAGAAGACGGAGAAAGGGGCGAUGAUGGAGAAGUCGGGCCCCGAGGGCUGCCUGGGGAACCCGGUCCUCGUGGUCUGCUUGGGCCAAAGGGGCCUCCGGGCCCUCCUGGACCCCCGGGUGUGACUGGCAUGGACGGCCAGCCCGGCCCAAAAGGAAACGUGGGUCCCCAGGGAGAACCGGGCCCCCCGGGCCAGCAGGGUAAUCCAGGUGCCCAGGGUCUUCCCGGCCCCCAGGGUGCGAUCGGGCCUCCAGGAGAAAAGGGCCCCUUGGGUAAACCAGGACUCCCAGGGAUGCCUGGCGCUGAUGGACCCCCGGGGCACCCCGGUAAAGAAGGUCCCCCAGGAGAGAAAGGAGGACAGGGUCCACCUGGCCCCCAGGGUCCAAUCGGCUAUCCAGGGCCUCGAGGAGUCAAGGGGGCAGAUGGCAUCCGCGGCUUGAAGGGCACCAAGGGUGAGAAGGGUGAAGACGGCUUUCCUGGGUUUAAAGGAGACAUGGGCAUCAAGGGUGACCGGGGAGAGAUCGGCCCGCCUGGUCCCCGAGGAGAAGAUGGUCCUGAAGGUCCAAAGGGUCGAGGAGGUCCCAAUGGUGACCCUGGCCCCCUGGGGCCCACUGGGGAGAAGGGAAAACUCGGAGUCCCCGGAUUGCCAGGGUACCCGGGAAGACAAGGGCCUAAGGGUUCCAUUGGGUUUCCUGGAUUUCCUGGCGCCAAUGGAGAGAAGGGCGGCAGGGGGACCCCUGGAAAGCCGGGACCAAGGGGACAGCGCGGCCCAACGGGUCCGAGGGGUGAGAGAGGCCCACGGGGCAUCACGGGGAAACCUGGCCCCAAGGGCAACUCCGGAGGUGAUGGACCGGCUGGCCCUCCUGGGGAACGGGGACCCAAUGGACCUCAAGGACCCACAGGGUUUCCUGGACCCAAGGGCCCCCCUGGCCCCCCAGGCAAGGAUGGGCUCCCAGGACACCCUGGACAGAGAGGCGAGACCGGAUUCCAAGGCAAGACUGGCCCUCCAGGCCCCCCAGGUGUGGUUGGCCCUCAGGGUCCCACGGGAGAGACUGGUCCAAUGGGCGAGCGCGGCCACCCCGGGCCCCCAGGGCCCCCCGGUGAGCAGGGGCUCCCAGGCGUGGCCGGGAAAGAGGGGACAAAGGGUGACCCUGGCCCCGCUGGCAUCCCUGGGAAGGAUGGACCUCCAGGACUGCGUGGCUUCCCUGGGGACAGAGGGCUUCCUGGCCCAGUGGGAGCUCUUGGACUGAAAGGCAACGAAGGCCCCCCCGGCCCCCCGGGGCCUGCGGGAUCUCCAGGAGAGAGAGGCCCCGCUGGUGCUGCCGGUCCCAUUGGAAUUCCAGGGCGCCCCGGGCCCCAGGGUCCUCCGGGACCAGCUGGAGAGAAAGGGGCACCUGGUGAGAAAGGGCCACAAGGCCCGGCUGGCCGAGAUGGUCUUCAGGGCCCUGUGGGGCUCCCUGGCCCAGCAGGCCCUGUGGGUGCCCCUGGAGAAGAUGGAGACAAGGGCGAGAUCGGAGAGCCGGGACAGAAAGGGAGCAAAGGGGACAAGGGCGAGCAGGGUCCUCCAGGGCCUACAGGUCCUCAAGGCCCCAUUGGACAGCCAGGCCCCUCUGGCGCGGACGGCGAGCCAGGGCCUCGGGGCCAGCAGGGCCUUUUCGGGCAGAAAGGUGACGAAGGCCCACGAGGCUUCCCGGGUCCCCCCGGGCCUGUGGGGCUGCAGGGUUUGCCAGGACCUCCGGGGGAGAAGGGUGAGACAGGAGAUGUGGGCCAGAUGGGCCCUCCAGGUCCCCCUGGCCCCCGAGGACCCUCUGGAGCUCCAGGUGCUGACGGGCCACAAGGCCCUCCAGGUGGAAUCGGAAACCCGGGUGCAGUCGGGGAGAAGGGUGAGCCUGGUGAAGCUGGGGAACCUGGCCUUCCGGGAGAAGGGGGCCCCCCGGGGCCCAAAGGAGAAAGAGGGGAGAAGGGCGAGUCGGGCCCUUCUGGUGCUGCUGGACCCCCCGGACCCAAAGGACCCCCUGGAGAUGACGGCCCCAAAGGCAGCCCGGGCCCUGUGGGCUUCCCCGGAGAUCCUGGUCCCCCUGGAGAGCCGGGCCCUGCGGGUCAAGAUGGUCCACCUGGGGACAAAGGAGACGAUGGCGAACCCGGGCAAACGGGAUCCCCAGGACCGACUGGUGAGCCGGGUCCAUCUGGGCCUCCAGGAAAAAGGGGUCCCCCCGGCCCUGCAGGCCCUGAAGGAAGACAAGGAGAGAAAGGAGCCAAGGGAGAAGCCGGUUUGGAAGGCCCUCCUGGGAAGACUGGCCCCAUUGGCCCCCAGGGGGCGCCAGGCAAGCCCGGGCCUGAUGGCCUGCGGGGGAUCCCAGGACCUGUGGGUGAACAAGGUCUCCCAGGAUCCCCAGGCCCAGACGGUCCCCCCGGCCCCAUGGGCCCCCCUGGACUCCCCGGCCUCAAAGGAGACUCAGGUCCCAAAGGUGAAAAGGGUCAUCCAGGCUUGAUUGGACUCAUCGGGCCUCCAGGAGAACAGGGGGAGAAAGGUGACCGUGGCCUCCCUGGCCCGCAGGGCUCUUCCGGCCCCAAGGGAGAACAGGGUAUCACUGGUCCGUCUGGCCCGAUUGGCCCCCCAGGACCCCCUGGUUUGCCGGGCCCUCCUGGUCCAAAAGGCGCCAAGGGCUCCUCGGGUCCCACUGGCCCGAAGGGUGAGGCAGGCCAGCCAGGCCCCCCCGGCCUGCCGGGCCCCCCAGGUGAGGUCAUCCAGCCCCUGCCGAUCCAGGCAUCCAGAACCAGGCGGAACAUCGACGCCAGCCAGCUGAUGGAUGAAGGCAACAAUGAGAACUACAUGGACUAUGCCGAUGGCAUGGAGGAGAUCUUUGGCUCGCUCAACUCCCUGAAGCUGGAGAUAGAGCAGAUGAAGCGGCCGCUGGGCACACAGCAGAACCCUGCCCGCACCUGCAAGGACCUGCAGCUCUGCCACCCUGACUUCCCUGACGGUGAAUACUGGGUGGACCCCAACCAAGGAUGCUCCAGGGACUCCUUCAAAGUCUACUGUAACUUCACGGCCGGGGGGUCCACCUGCAUCUUCCCUGAUAAGAAGUCUGAGGGGGCCAGAAUCACUUCUUGGCCCAAAGAGAACCCGGGUUCCUGGUUCAGUGAAUUCAAGCGCGGUAAACUGCUCUCCUACGUGGAUGCCGAGGGCAACCCUGUGGGCGUGGUACAGAUGACCUUCCUGCGGUUGCUGAGUGCCUCCGCCCACCAGAACGUUACCUACAACUGCUACCAGUCAGUCGCCUGGCAGGAUGCCGCCACGGGCAGCUACGACAAGGCCAUCCGCUUCCUGGGCUCCAACGAUGAGGAGAUGUCCUAUGACAACAACCCCUACAUCCGCGCCCUGGUGGAUGGCUGUGCGACAAGGAAAGGCUAUCAGAAGACUGUGCUGGAGAUCGACACCCCGAAAGUGGAGCAAGUACCCCUCGUGGACAUCAUGUUCAAUGACUUCGGUGAAGCAUCACAGAAAUUUGGGUUUGAAGUGGGGCCGGCGUGCUUCAUGGGCUAGGAGCCGCCGAGCACCCCAAAGGAGCAACCUCGUGACCUCAGUACGCUGCUUGUGAGCAUCCUGUGCGCGGUCCCACCUCGGACUGCAAAGAUUUCUCGUCCCCACCCCGACUUCAGCCAUGUCUUGGCACCUCGGUGCUGGACCCCAAACCAAGAGAGAACCAAGGGAAAGAGAAGAGCCGCGCCCCAAGGAGCCAGAUCACAUGACCUAGAUGCCCCACAGCCUUGGGCUGCGCUCAGCCCCCAAGUGCCUCCUUCUCCAGCCCCCUUCGCCUACAACCCGCCCAUAGGGACGGAGAACAGGCCAUGCUUCCCACCAGGCUCCAUCGCCCAUGUCCGCGGGAGCUCACAUGGGGUGGGGGUGGGCUGUAGAGUUUGGAUCGUUUAUUUAGAAAUUCAACUUGAAGAUGUGUAUUUCCCUCGGCCUUCAAAAGAAUGUUCUGCUCUGAGGCAAGCCUUGUAAAGGUCACCCUGCUGUGGCCAGAGCUCCCACGGUCCAUGUCAUUCCACACGUGCCUUUCUGGUGGAUUAAAGGUGCUUAUGUUGUUGUGCGUUUUAGUAAAUAUUUGUUAUUGUAUUGUUGUAAAUGUGCCGUGUCCCUGACUUUCAAUCAUGAACAUAAACCCGGCCACCGUCCCCCUCCUCCCGGGGAAAACCUGGAACCGGGGUUGGGGCAUGGAUUCUAAUGAACGGUGGGGCUCCCCUCCCCCCACCCUGGCCAAGAACUUGCAGUCAAAGGGAUCUGGGCCCAGGGCAGCAAGGAUCUGGGCUGUCAUUUACUAAGCAGGUGCCUGUGCCCUUCUUAGCUGUGGAUUUUUUUUUUUUAAUGGGAAGGAAAAAAAAAUUUAUAUUUUGCCUUCCCUAUGUGCACUUGGAUGAAAACGCAGGCUUGACUUCAUUGUAAUUGUCUCCCUUCACUUCUCUUCCUGCAGAGCCUGAUGGGGGAAGGCUGUCCAAGGGCAGGGAAACCACCUUUCCUAUAGCUAAUAAUUAAGCGAAAAUUGGUGCUGAUUUUUACACUUCUCUUUGUGGUGCUAUCUGUUUUAAGAUCUCCUUGAAGGUGACACUGGGGGGACCUGGCCACCCCUCACUCUCCCAGCUUUCUUUAUCUGGGUUCUUGCCUCCCCAAUUGUAGUUUUUGCCAAGGACUUUGAGAUAACCGCAUGUCUCGGCCUACCCCUUAGGCCCGGGGAGCCGCGCUCUGAAGCCUGGUUACGAUAUUGGGCUGUGAGGACUUGAUCUGAAAACACACAUACACAAGAAACACAAAGACUUCUCCCGCAUUGCGUACGGUGUGACAAUAGCAGAUUGUAUUCGGUUGCCGAAUGUUUGUGGUGCUAAAUCUGUGUUUGUUCCAAGAAGUGAGAUGCAACUGUCCAGUUGUUAUUCCAGCUGUCUCAGACGCAGCCCCAGGGACAAAGGGAGGCGUGAUGAACUCUGAGGCGCUCUGCAGGCUGCCGGCUGCACCGCUUCCCCACGUGGGCAGCUUGGAUUCCAUCUGCAAGGCUCCUGGGUGCGCGUGCCAGGGACUUCGGAGCUCGGUGCUGGGGAGAUGCCCUCUUGGCGCCACUCCUGCUCCUUGGCAUUGAGGGAAAGGUGCCACCUGUGGGCAGGAGGACCCCAAGUCCUAGCAAGAAAAGACAACCCCUACUGUGAAAAGUCACACUUGUGUGCUGCCCUUUCCUGCCAAGGUGGGAAGAGCAGAUGGGGCCUGGCAAGCCCCGAGCAGCCCCAGGAGCGAGCUGUGAGGCAGGCAUGGUUUUGGUGCUCUCCCCCAUCCACCUGUGUGGUACCGUCUAGGAACCCCCAGCCAAGCCACCCAGGAGUAGCAAAACAACCCAACACAAGCCCUCGAACUUCCCUAGGACAUAAGUCUUGCUCUUGCCAAAGAAAAGUCUGGCUUGGAGGUCCUCUAGACCUGGGACUCCAGCCUCUGCCAGUGUCUCACAGACGUCUCUUGAAAGGAAAAGCCAUAUGGGAAGGAGGCCUGUGGAGCCUGUCUAGGUCAUGUGAUUCUGUUGUGAUUUCUCAUCCCGCCUGGUUUGUCCUUUUAUUCCAUCACUUUCUCCCUCUGUUGGUCCUUCCAAAGCUGUUGUGAUUUGUACUGAAGUUCAAAACGUGUCCCAUUGUCCCCAGACCACUUUAGCUACGCUAUAUUGCAAUAAAAUUUCUUCUUAUAUUUGCAGAAA
Loxodonta africana (African savanna elephant) is the source of this 8026-nucleotide messenger RNA. It is a transcript of the gene COL5A1, whose product is annotated as collagen type V alpha 1 chain. Bases 316 to 5838 code for a protein of 1840 amino acids. The record is from RefSeq and is a predicted model, not a curated record. Gene Ontology annotation, biological process: extracellular matrix organization. Gene Ontology annotation, molecular function: extracellular matrix structural constituent conferring tensile strength. The transcript is spliced from 66 exons. Lineage: Eukaryota; Metazoa; Chordata; Mammalia; Proboscidea; Elephantidae.